Molecule: messenger RNA, 1280 nt
Organism: Pipistrellus kuhlii (Kuhl's pipistrelle)
Lineage: Eukaryota; Metazoa; Chordata; Mammalia; Chiroptera; Vespertilionidae
Gene: TMEM174
Product: transmembrane protein 174
Exons: 2
Coding region: 121-855 (244 amino acids)
Source: RefSeq, a predicted model, not a curated record
GUUAACCACAGAAGCCCAAAGUUCUCCCAUAACUAAUCUGAACCUGUGACCGUGUGCUCUGCUCUUAGGAGCUCUCACACUCCCUUUCCCUUCUAAGGAACGGGUGGCUGUGUGAGAACCAUGGAGCAGGGCAGCAGGCCCUUGGAGGACUUCCCUGUCAGCGUGUUUUCCGUCACUCCUUACACACCCAGUACGGCGGACAUCCAGGUGUCCGACGAUGACAAGGCAGGGGCCACCUUACUCUUCUCAGGCGUAUUCCUAGGACUGGUGGGGAUCACGUUCACCAUCAUAGGCUGGAUCAAAUACCAAGGGGUCUCCCACUUUGAAUGGACCCAGCUCCUCGGGCCCAUCCUGCUGUCGGUCGGGGUGACCUUCAUCCUGAUUGCUGUGUGCAAGUUCCAGAUGCUCUCCUGCCAGUUGUGCAAAGAGAGCGAGGAAAGGGUCCUUGACAUGGAGCAGGCGGCAGGAGGACAAUCGUUUGUUUUCACUGGUAUCAACCAGCCCAUCACCUUCCACGGGGCUACUGUGGUGCAGUAUAUCCCUCCCCCUUACGGCUCUCAAGAGCCCCUGGGGGUGAACACCACGUACCUGCAGCCUGUGGUGAACCCUUGCUGCCUCACACCACCACCUGGAGUGGUGGCCACUGCCACGCCAAGCCCUCCUCAGUACUACACCAUCUACCCUUCGGAGAACUCUGCCUUCGUCGACGACCAGGAUUACCCUGCCUUCGUGGAUGGCGGAGAUGACAGGUCCAGCCCUGAUGCUGAGCUGCUAGAAGAGACACAGCGGGGAGGUGAGGACUCUGCCGGCUUCUCUCCUCCCCCCUAUGAGGAGAUAUUCUCCCUCCCUCGAUAGACUAAUGCCGCUGCCGCCGAGGGAGUAGCGCUCAAGUCAUUGUUGCUGAUAAAUGAAGUGUUCUGUGCUGCAGCCUUCAGGAGGUAGACAGCAGAGCAGCCCUGGCAGCCUGACAGACACCAUUCCAGGGGGGUGGGAGGUGAAAUGUCUCAAAUUGGUAAAAAUUAGGCUGAGGAGGAUAAAUUACCUUCUGAUACAGCGAGGGAUUCCCCCACCGACAGUGCACCAACAGCAUGCCCACCAGCAGGAAUCUCAACUGUUUAUCCACAGCCGUGAGAGUGGGCUGGGAGGGAGGCAGGAAGAGAAAACUGUGGCUUUCCCAGGCUUUUCCUUCUCAGUUCCCAGGGGAGAUUUGCAUAUCCCAUCAGGUAUCCCUGAGGACUCUGGGUAUUUUAAAGGCUGCAAUAAACAAACAAAUAAAUGGA